This is a messenger RNA of Equus quagga, 11105 nucleotides long. RefSeq lists its product as uncharacterized. The record is from RefSeq and is a predicted model, not a curated record. The transcript has 5 exons. Lineage: Eukaryota; Metazoa; Chordata; Mammalia; Perissodactyla; Equidae. Bases 1898 to 2872 code for a protein of 324 amino acids.
UUUAGUGCAGGAUGCCAGCAUAACACUUUAUCAAUUUAUUUUAUUUAUCACUAAAAUAAAAAUAGACUCUUAUCUUCCACUAUAUAAAAAAAAAUCCAGAGAGUUUACAUAAAACAUCUGGAGUUCUGGCUGGCCUGAAGACUCUGGCCACACGAGGCCCUUGUUUUCCCAAGGCAGCCAUGGGCUGGCGCUGAGUCGAAACUGGGGGGCUUUCCAAUUCACCGCAGUCCUCACCACCCCCUACUGCCUCCUGCCUGGCUGCCUUCCUUCUUCUGUGUGCCUUGUCUGGGCCCCGGAGUCGCCGGAGUUUGUAGCCCCUGAACUCAGAGCUGGCACCGUGCAGACUCAGGGAGACUGAAGCUGGAUUUCCGCUCUUCACCACCUUUAUGCUCAUUUUGGUUUUUUUGGUGGAAAUACAAAUUUGGAGGGGAUUGUGGCUUGAGGAAUGGUUAAGAGUGUGGACACAGGAGUCAGAGAGCCUCGAGCCACCUCUGAAGAAUGGCAUCCCCUCUCAGUGCCUCAGUUUCCUCCUCUGCCAAUGGGAGUAGUGAGAGCUGCCGCUCCUCAUUUGCAGGAGUCUGUGAGUUGUUCCCGUGAAUGCUGGGCCCACGGCUCAGGGCAGGGUCAUGCCAGGAAAACUGCCCUGGGAUGACCAAAACCCUCCCUUCCAGAUUUAGGGUUUUCAGUUCCCGGGCUUCUAAGGGAGCGAAGGGAAGAGGAAGAAAAGGAGGGAGGAGGUGGGCAGAGCAGAGGACCUGCCUCUGCCAGAAAGGAGGAAGAAGUGGACUGACAGGCCUGGCCUGCUUGGAUUCCGCGGCCUGCCCCGAGAGCUCGGGGCUGAUAAGAACCAGCCAAACUCCAGCUGGGCCGCCCCACCCUCCUCACCAGACCUUCCUGGGCGUCUGGAAUCUGGGACCCUGACGCCCGCCCGCGCCCUGUGCCCAGCCUCCACCCUGAGUCCCCUGCUCAAGUGCCUUUCCCAGCAGUGGGGACUCGAUGGGGAGAAGGAUGGGAAGCCUUUCCCGUCACGGGACCCCACACGGGAGACCAGAGAAGGGGCUUGGAAGGGGCCUCUGAACACAUUAGUGCCCCGCCCCCCGUCCCGGGAAGGAGCCCUCGAACGGGGCGCUAGGGGCAAACGGAGCCCUCGGGGGCUCACCCUGGGAUGAACGGGGUGGAUGGAGGGCGAGUUUCCUGGUGAAACAGGAGUGGCUCCCCACCCGCAGGUGGUGGAGACAAGCUACGUGGCACAGGUUCACACGGCGGCUUUGAACUCAUCCUGUUCACGGUUGUGCGACUUUGGGCAAGUGGCGUCACCCGUCCAGCUUCAGUUUCCCCAUCUGCCCUUGCACCGGCCUCAUGGGAUUGUUAAGGGUAAAUAAUCUUGUGCCUAUCACGUGCCCAGCACAUAGUAGGUCCAAUAAUUGGGCGCUACUAUUGUAAACUGACUUGGGGAGUCCCAGGACAGCGUUGGGCAGAGGACUGAAAAGCGCCUGGAUCCGGAGUCCAGAAAAGUGAAGAGGGUCAGUCGUCUGAACUCUCCAGAGGCGCCAAGGGCCACGCGGUCGGCGAGGGCGGCCCGGGGCCUGCUGGAAGCCGGAGGAGCUAAGUGCAGGACAGGGUUUGGCACAAAGAGCAGACAUUUCCCCUGUUCCCAGGAUGCCCGGCGGGGCCCUCGGAGCUUCCCUGGGGCCUGAUCAACAGCCAAGGGUGAGGUGCAGGGGGUGGGGCGGACAGUCCCUGCGGCCAGAGGCUCCUUCCCGACUCUGCCCCUUCCUAGCUGCGUGACCUGUGUGUCUUGGCCUCAGUUUCUCCACCUAUAAAAUGGGGGCCACAGUAACACCAGGCUUAUAGGUUUUGAGGAUAGAAUAUAUGGCCGUCAGCUGGCACUCAGUGAAUGAGCGGAAGUCACAGCCACAGCUGGAUUAAGGGGUCGGUGGAGGAGUUGCUGACUGCUCUCGAGUUCUUCCCAGGCGCGAGCCCACGCCAGCAGCCCAUCCACGGCCCCUGGAGGCAGGGGCUCCUCCACCAAGUCCCUGGCCAGAGCAGAGCCGGAACAUACCGGGGAUUUGUUCAGGAAAUGUGUGAAUCUGGACACCCUGUGGGGUGCACAGAGAGGCCAAGUAACUUGUCCAAGGCCACACAGCCUGCUGGCCUGCCUGGAGUCCCAGCUGGAACUGGGCCUGAACGGAACUGCCCUCGGUCUGACCUUGCUCUGCCCCUUGGCCUCGCUGAUGCCCACUGUCUCCCUCUUGACCACCCCCUCCAGUCUUCCUCCACCUGGCAGAGCGGGCACAGGGAGCUCCCUCAGGCUCCCCCAGGGACGGUCCGGCACCCACUGCCCUCGGCAAGGACACUUCUUGCGCUUCUCCCCACGGCUCAGCGGUCAGGAGCUCACUGUCUCUGGGCCUCGUCUGGCCUCAGAUGUGUCCUGUGUGACUUCACAUACUGUUUGUGUGUGUGUGCAUGUGUGCAUGUGUGUAGAGGCCUUUUCCUCAUAAUUUUGAAUCAUUUGCCAACAUUUACAAAUUGGAGGUUUCACGUAAAAACCAGGAUUUCCAGCUUCCUUUGGAAAGUCGGCAGCUCUGGCCACCCGGGCCCACUUCCCUCUGGUCAGCUGGAGCAGGGUCUGGCCCCUCUGGUCCCCGUGUCCCAGCCCGGCCCGCCUCACUCAUCUCUGGGGACCUCCUCGCAUAGAGGCCGCAGGCCACCCGCUGUCCCGGCCGCGCUGGCUCCUCUGUGUUCUCGCUCCUGCCGCCUGGGGUGCCCUCGGGGAAGCUGGAGGGCUGGGCGGGAGCCGGGCUUUCGGUUCAUGGCAGGCAGAACGAUGGCUUCCCAGAGAGGUCCACCACUCAGUCCCCAGAACCCGUGAGUAUGUCACCUUAUGUGGCAAAAGGGACUUUGCAGAUGUGAUCAAGUGAAGGGUCUCGAGAUGGGAAGUUACCCAGGACUAUUGGGGUGCCCCCUGUCAUCACAGGCCCUGACGAGAUGGAGGCCGGAGGGUCGGAGGCAGAGGAGAUGUGAGGAUGGAGGCGGAGGCUGCGGUGACGGGAGCCCAGGAAGGUGGGGGCAUCUCAGAGCUGGAAAAGGCAGGGACUGGGCCCCCGGCGGGAGCUUGGGCCUGCGGACGCUCCGAUUUCAGCCUCGUGAGACCCACUGGAACUGUCACAGAGUACACCUGUGCUGUUUCAGCCACUACAUUUGACAUAAUUUGUUGUAGCAGCUACGGGACCCUUAGAACAGGGUUUGCAUCCGGCUUGGCCACUGAACCGGCCACGUGCCCCGGGGCAGGCGACACGUUGCUGAGUGGGGGUUUCCCGUCUGAAAAGGGGCGACACGGAGCCCCUCUGGGGCCUUCGUGAGUUAGGUCAACGACGCGGUGAGCACAGAGGCCACGACUGGUGUCACCCUUGUGUCCCUCUCAGUGUCAUUGAAACCAACUCAGAGCAGGUUUAAAACCCGCCCGCGGCUGCCCAGCCCUCCAGGAUAAGAGCCUCAACCUCUCACUACGGCCCUGCGGGGUCCGCCCUCCCGCUAACCACAGUGCUGACGCCGAGAAGCAUUCACCACGUGCCAGACGCCGGGCUAAGUGCUGACCACGUACACAGUGAAUUCAUUUUGUGCUCACAGCAACCCUCUCAUUUUUCCCAUUUUUCAGAUGGGGAAACUGAGGCCCAGAGGAUUAAAUCACUUGCCCGGGGUCCCUUGGAAGGAUGGUGGCUAAGCCGGGAUUGGAAUCCACAUAUUUGGGCCUCGGGCGCCAGCCACUGGGCUGGGCUGCCUCUGCAUAGGAACAGCCAAGGGAACAGCACUGCGGGCCCCAGAGUGCAGCCCAAGACUCAGUGUCACGGCGUCCCCUCCACCCCUCGCCUGUCCCGGGUGGGCUCCUGGCCUCGAGGCCCCGAGGGUCGCGGCUCCUGGUUCAGGGCUGUGUGAACCCACGGGUGUGCCUGCUCCGUGAACAGUUUCCAGCAGGGGUCUCUCUGUGCCGGGCCCCGGCUUCCAGAGCAAACGCAGACCCUGUCCCCAAGAUCCUGAGGACAGACGCGCGCCCGACUGUCAGAGCCAGCGAGGGACAGCAGGGACCGGGGUGGCAGGCUCCCCAAGAAGGGGCAGGCGAGGGAGGCCCCAGAAAGUGUUGCUGUUGGCACAGCCUAAAGACCGGGAGAUGCUCCAAGUGCUGGACAGUCCGGGAAGGCGCCAGGCGAGGAGUUGUGGGCGGGAGGGCCGCGUGUGGUCAGGCGGCCCAAGUGCUGCGGGGAAGGGCUUGGCCUUCGCUGCCCCGUGGCCUCUGGAAGCUCUCCCCACCUCGCCGGGCCUCAGAGUCCUCAUCUGCAAAAUGGGGACAAUGACGGUUCCCGUCUCCUAGGGUUGUCCUGAGGACUCAGGGCAUCAACAUGUGGGAAGAACAGAGCCUGGCGUGGGGACGGCUGGGAGGCCACUCGACACUGCAGGAUCCUUACAAACAAGCAGCAUCCAGUCGCCCGGACUACUCACUCCUUCCACUGCCAAUCAGCUCCCGGGAUGUGGGGGCCUGGGGCCUGGGGCCCUCCCAUCCACAUCCACGGGGCCCCCCGGGCGUGGCAGGUGAGGAAUGGCAGUCUGCCGGGAUGCCGGGAUGUCGCGCCGAGAGGCAGGUGCCUCCAGCAUCCCCACCCGGAACCCAGACCAGCACCCGCCCUCCCCCGGCCCCCCAGCGUCAGGAGGUCUCGGCCAGCUUUCCCCCUGCAGACGCCUCCUGUCCUCUGGUGGUGACGUCUGUCCGUCCCUUGCUUCCCUCACUUUCUCCUCGCCUUGACCAUGCAUGAGCCACACCUGAUCCUCCAGUUUCUCUUUUUCAAACGCACCUUCAGACGUGAGAAUUCCUAAGCGUUUUUGAACACUUGUUCUGUGCCUGGCUCUUCCAUUGUUUCAUUCAUCCAUUUACUCAAUAAAUAGCCAGUGAGCACCUCCCGUGUGCCUUGGAGGUCAUCCGUAAGCCACAGAGGUCCCCGCCCUGGGGGGGCUCAUGGAGCACGGGUGAGAGAGGGAGAGGAGCAGAUAAUAAACCUGCAAAGUCCACCCACUGUGCUUUGCACACAGACUCUCUGAACCACAACCACAGCUCUGUGAAAUGUUGGGUCCCAUUUUCCAGGUGAGAAAACCGAGGCUCAGAGAGGGGAGGUGACUUGCGCAAAGUCACACAGCUAGGAAAUGGCCCAGCCAGGAUUCGAACGCACACCAGUCCGACUCCAGCGCCCAGGUGCUUCACCUGCCAGGAGGCUGUGCACCAGGUGAAAGGCUCUGGCCCAGCCCCGCCCACAGCCACCCUCCGCGCCAGCAGCGCAUCCCGGAGGCUCUGCCGGGUCCCAGGUCAGGAGCGUUGGUGCCCGGGACCCGGCUCACUCCUCCGAGUCCUCAGGCAGGAUGAGCUUGGCCCUCCCUCCCCGCAGCCUCCGACGGGGAAGGCCAAGUACACGGUCACUCUCUGGCCAGAGGCAGCGGGAACAGGACGUCCUGGUCCUCCUGCCCUGGACGUGUCCAGCGAGCUAUUUCUGGGCAAGCUUACUGACGGGACGUGGUGCCCGGCUGACUCCGCUUCGGGAGGGAGGCCGGAUGGCUCUGCUCUCCCAGCUCCUCGCUGCUCUGCGGCAGCCACCAUCCGUGUCCUGUCUACACCCCAGGCCAAGGGGGUAGCGAAAGCUGGCUGACUCUGGGAAAGGCGGGGGUCCCCAGUGGUGUGGACAGAUGCUGGAGUCACCUGGACUAAAAAUUUCCAAAAAUUCAGGAGCCGACUCGAGUCACCGGAGGCAGACCCAGGAUGAACACAAGAAUAGGCUUUGAGCUCAGACGCAGGUUCGAAUCCCAGGGGAGAGGGGUUGCCUUGGGCAAGCCAGGUCACCUUGCGGAGGCUCAGUUUCCCUGUCUGUAAAAUGGAGUUGAUGACAAUCCACACUCACAGCUCCAAGCCUGGCGCAGCGUGAGCGCUCGGUAAUUAGUGACAACUUUGCCGACAACGGUGGACAGACGGCGUUUGCUGAGCCGCCACUGGGCUGGAUCCCCGAUCUGCUUUGUCUCCUCUCGUCCCCCAGGAAGUGCGGGAGGCAGCAAGCGGCGCCGCCGGAGGCCGUCGUCAGCCCUGGGUACAGGAGAUCGGGGCUCAGACAGGCACGGGGCUUGCCCCAGAUCACACCGCGAUUUUGUGCCAGAAAAACCUGCCUUUGAGCUCAGACCACAAGAGGGGACGGGGCUGCCCUAAGGCCCAGGGCCAGACCCCGCGUGUCCCCUGCCUCUCCCUGGAGGAUGGUUGCACGGGUCCCAUAAACACCAGAGUCCCUGCCACGCCCUGUUCACCUCGGUCACCCCUCCGUCCCGGGAAGUGACCUCCUGGCCCUUGGCAUCAUGGGACUCCAGAAACCAAAGGUUCCAGAAUAUUCUCUUGAUCCUCCUCCUUCCCCUCAGGAUUACUUUGUUUUCCUGGUUCGGUGGCAAAAAAAUCUCCUAGAAACUGGCUGGGCUGACCUGGAGGGGAUGGGAUGCUGGGGGUCCCGGCAGCAAGAGGAGGGCAGGGGCUCCGACCCCUGUGCCACCUGAGGCCAGAGUGGAGGCGGUGCUUCCGUCUCGAGGUGCCCCCCGCGGCCCGCACCUGCUCGCGGCUCAGCCCGUGCCCCGAGGGGCGCUCCUUCCCCGGCUCCCGGGAGCGGCUCUUCGAAACACCUGCUCGUCUGCCUUUCCGGCCUCCUCUCCCACCCUGGAGCCCCCACACUGUCCUCCGAGAAGGCCCUGCUCACCCCGCGUCCAGGCCUCUGCCCCUGCUGUUCCCCGACCCGCGAGAUGCUCCCCUGAGAUUCACGACCCCUUCACUGUGGGGCCGUCCCAGAGCUGCCCCCUGGCCCCAACCAGCGCUGCCCCCGGCCCCCAGCUUGGGGCUGCCGUAGCGACAGAGAGACAUUGCUCCAAGAACUACAUUGUGCUCCCGACUGCAACUCCCAACGGGCGAGUUGACACCUCCACGUGGGUGCCACACAGACCCUCGAAUGCCACCAGCCCGAACCUUUCAUGUCCCCUCUUGCAAUCCCAGCUCUGCUCACCAGUCUCCUCGUCUCAGGAAACGGAGCCGCCCUUCACGGGAGCUCAGGCCGAAACCCGGGGGUGUAUUUGAUUCUCUGCAUCCCUGCCCCGCACACUGCACUGUCACAGGCCCCGCCGACCCCACUGCCAAAUACAGCCCAAACCUAUGUCCUUGUCGCCACCUUCACAGCCACCGCUAAGGUGCAGGUGGGCACCAUCCUCACCUGCCUGGUCUGUGACAACUGUCUCCUCCCAUCUCUCAGCUUCCAGCUCUGCCCCACUCCAUCCACAGCAGGAGGAAACUUUUUAAAAGGCAGAUUCAGUCAUGUCAUUCCCCUGCUCAAAACCCUCUAGGACUCCCUAUCCCUCUUACAAUAAAAAUCCUCCUCCUCACUGUGACUUUUAAGACCUUGUAUGAUCUGACCUUUGCCCAUCUCCCCAACCUCAUCCCUACCCGACUUCCCUCACUCACUGUGCUCCUGCCACACUUGCCUCCUCUGUGUUCCUGUCCUAGCCAGCUUGCUCCUGUCCCCAGGAAGAAACUUGCUGUUCCCUUCACCUGAACCUUCUACUACCAGACACCUGUCGGGCUCACUCACCUCAUUCAGGCCUCUGCUCAGAUGUCAGCUCCCCAGAGAAGACUUCCACGGCCCGUCCAUCUAAAGCACUCUCCUCCAUCAGCACCUGCGCCCUGCCUCCUUAUUUUCCUUCCCCAUAGGGGUUACUACUACCCGACGUAUUACGUGUUACCAAUAUAUUCAUUUUAAUCUAGUCGCUGCUAAAUGUUUCGUGACUGGCUCUCGGCCGGGGACAGCUCCGAGGUUCACAUUCGCCGACCUCUGUGGUGCGAAUAUUCUCAGCACGGCUUCCCUGACAGUGGAGACAAGAAGGGACGCCCGGUGCCACUUGCGCCAUAUGACACGCGGGUGUGCGGCAUGAAGCCACCGGGUCCCUUCUCCCCUCGAGGCCCGAAGAGUAGCGCACCUCUGCAGCCCUCGACAUGCGCCUGGCAGCCCAGCCUUCACAUCGGGUCUGACACUGCCUGACACGUAGGAGGCAGCGUGGAACAAUGUGGAAUAAAUGAAUGAACCAGCCCCACCUACCACCCAUCGUAUCUGUCUCUCCACGUACGAGGAGCUCUGCGAGGGCAAGGACCAAGUCUUGUUUCUAGUGCCUCUCAGUCCAGCAAGGGGCCUUGGCACAAAGGAAACAGUUGAGGACAAACCUGAGGUUCAGAGAGGCAAAGUCACUGACCCCAGGGCACACAGCCAGGAGGUGGAGGAGCCGAGAUUCGUGUCAAGAUCUGUUUAUUCCAGAUCCGAGUGAGUUUGACCUUCCUGGGCUGGCGGGAGCACCUGAGGUUUUGGGUCUUUCAACGCUUCCAGGUGAUUCUGCUGCACAGCCAGGCUGAGAGCCCUGAGGCCAACGCAGUGAGGGCUCGAGGGCUAGGGGAGCUGCAGACUCCUGCUCGCUCAGUCCUGUCUCUGACAUGGGGGUUUCAGGAGGCUGGAGGGAGCUGAGCAGAGCACUCACAGGUGCUAAGUGCUGGGGAACAUCCCAGGGGUGGCAUCAGCCUUGUUGUCCCCAGGCCGGUGUUGCGUCUGCCCCUUCCCCAGAUGCCCUGGGCGCAGACACUCUCCCAGCCUCUUUUGUGCCCAGAGACACGUUCUGCAGCAACACACGCGUGCACAGACGUGCGACCCAGCAGACCGCCAGCGAGCCAUUCAUGUCGCAAAAGGCAGGAGAUGACCCACAGUGGUGACGGUGGAUGUGAGUUUAGAGCAGGGUUUCUCCCUGAGAACUGUGGACAUUCAGGCCGGAUCAUUCUGUGUAGUGGGGCGUCCUGCGCACUGUAGGACGUUUGGCAGCACCCCUGGCCUCUUCCCACCAGAUGCCAGUGGCGUUUCUCUUUCCCCCAGUUGUGACAAUAAAAGAUGUCUCCAGACAUUGUCCCCUGGGCACAAAAUCACUCCGGGCUGAGAACCCCUGUCCACAGCCUGCUCUGUGCAGGUGCUGGAGCCCGUGCUGUCCAGAGCCCCGCUCCUGGACCCGUCACACCUGGAGACGGAAGCCGCUCGUCCCCCACUGGACAGAGGCGGAAACAGACAGAGCAGUGGGCAGAAGUGAAGACGACAAGGAUGUCAUCCCCGUGUGUCCCCCGUGCCGUCCCCCCGCUCUGCAAGGGCCGAGUUAGAGCUGGGAGCCGACGUCGGUCAGAACCCAAGCCGUGUCCUCGCCCUGCCACCGAGGCCAGCAAGUGACCUGGAUGUCAUCAUCUGAUGCAGGCGUGUCCCCCUGCCCUCUGACCACAUCCCUCAAGAGGUGGGCCCGUCUGCCUUUCCCACUGACCUGUCCCAGCACCCAGACGGGCCCUGGCACACAGUGGGUGCUCAAUAGAUAAGUCUCAAAGGAAUGAAUGAUGGCAGUCAGCUUUCAGCCUUGGAAGGAAGCUUCAACAUUCACUGAUUCAACCGGUAUUUCCUGAGCACCCGCAACGCUCCAGGCCCCAUUGUAGGUGCUGAGGACACUGCAGGAAAGAGAACAAACCAAGUUCCUGCCCUCACAGUGGAGGAGACGGACAAUAAGUGAGAAAAUCCAGAAAUAUUAAUAUGACAUAAUAUGUAUAACAUGACACCAGGUGCUGGUAAACGUUUCAGGAAGCAUUGUCAAACUGGACAAGGGGCUUAGAGAUGCUAAUUUAGAAAAAUGUUUGAAGAAGUCCUCUCUGAGAAGGUGACGCUUGAACAGACACCUGAAGUAGGGAAGCUGAGCAAAUACCCCAGGGAAGCAUACUCCAGGCAGAGGCAACAGCCAGUGCAAAGGCCCUGAGGCAGGAAUGAGCUACCUGGUGUGUGCUAUUUGCGACAUGGCAGCCGGGGAGGCAAGGGUUACACCAAGUUUCCCAGCUUCAGCAAAUCUACAGAACCCUUAACCGGCGGAAACAGUGGGGUGGGGGUGGGACGAGUUCUUCACCCUUAAGCUUCUCUGGAAAAACAUGAUGUCAGGGACAGACAGUAAAUCUUGACUUGUCCCAGAAAACAAUGGGCCCAUGAAACCAGUGUAGUGUCAGGCUGAGAGUAAACGGCUGGGUGCCGGGGCAGACGGAUCAUAUGGAAUUUGUUAACAGAUCUGCGCUGGAAAAAGAAUUUCCCAGUUAUGGGCAGAAGCUUCUGGCCAGCAUCAAAAAGAUGUUUAUUGUGGUGCCUCGAUGCAGACAUGAAAAAUGGAGAUUUGCUGCAUGCCCGAUGGGUUAACUGAAAAGAUAGGUUGUGGGACGGUGGAAUGUGUUGUACUGUCCCUUUUGGAAGGUCACUCAUUCGUUCAUUCACUCAGAAAAUAUUCACUACGGACCUACUGUGUUCUGGCAGUCUGCUGGGUGAGGGGGACAGAGGCACAGCUGUCCCCACCUCCUGGAACUCAUCACACAGAGGAGGCAGCAGACAGUGAUCAGGACAGGACACAAAUCCAUCACCACAGACUUGGAUGGGCACUAAGGAGAAAAGACACCUGGUGUGACGAGAGUGUGCCCAGACACCCAGUGUUGGGAAGAACAUGCGAGGAUCUGCUCCAAAAUGUGAAAGGGGGUGUCAGAGUUCAGGCGCCCCCACUUUCCUGCGUUCCCCUUCCUUUUGAUUGUCCCUAUGUUCUAGUUUUUUUUUAAAAUGUCCUGCUUUAUAAUUGGGUGAAUUAAAGAACACAAACAAAACCAAAAUGAACAGAGGAAUUGGACAUCAUGUGUCCAGAGAUGACUUAACACCAGGAAAAGAAGGAAGGGCACGCAGGAAGCCGCUAACCGAGCUUGCUUCCAGGAAGGGCAGCCAGAGGCAGGGGGUGGGGGCGGCCUCCUCUCAGUGGACACCCUCGGAGCCUUCUGAGCAUGCGUGCAUCCAAAAACAACAGCAAAGUGAGUAAAGAUAUUUUUGGGGGAAACUUCAAGUCAGGUUUUAUUUUCAUGAAAAAUGAAAAAGCAGGCAACUGCAGGACCUCACACAAAAAUGUUAACUGAGCCAAAUGUCCACGAAAUUCGUCGAGGGGUUCUCUCCGGGUGACCUUGC